Molecule: messenger RNA, 2888 nt
Organism: Oryza sativa Japonica Group (Japanese rice)
Lineage: Eukaryota; Viridiplantae; Streptophyta; Magnoliopsida; Poales; Poaceae
Product: BTB/POZ domain-containing protein At2g30600
Molecular function (GO): protein binding
Source: RefSeq, a predicted model, not a curated record
CAUUUUUGACGUAUUGUUGGCCUCUGCCGUGAGUUAUCCGUCAGUCUGCCAGCCGCCGCCGCCGCCGCCGAUCCCCAUCCAUCCUGCGAGGCGCGAGCGAGCAGGGCGCCGUCGUUCGUCAUGCUGCUUCCGCCGCAUCCUGAUAUUUAUACUCAUUGACGCUUGAUUGCCCAAGUUUGGUGGUAAACCUGAAAUCUGUUUACGAUGAAAGUGGAGGAGAAAAAAAGAUCUAUAACAGUUGCCCCCUUCGAGUGUGCUUGGGAUGAGGAGUUUCGGUUCAGGGAGACUGGUCGCGGGUGCAUCACCUUUGAGGCAUCUGCACACAAUGAUGUUACCCUGGUGUUCCGCGAACAACCUGGGAGCCAGCAUUAUCACUACAAAAUGGAUAACAGUCGUCACUACAUUGUGAUCUUGGGCAGCCAUAGGAACAAAAGAUUGAAAAUUGAAGUAGAUGGAAAGACUGUUGUUGAUGUUGCUGGCAUUGGCCUAUGUUGCUCCUCGUCUUUUCAGAGCUACUGGAUCAGCAUCUAUGAUGGACUGAUAAGCAUCGGGCAAGGAAGACAUCCAAAUAACAACAUCCUGUUCCAAUGGCUUGACCCUGAUCCCAACCGAAAUGUUCAGUAUGUGGGACUAUCCAGCUGGGACAAGCAUGUUGGAUACAGAAAUAUAAGUCUUAUGCCAUCAGCUCCUCAAAACAGCAUCCUUUGGAGCCAAAUUGAGUGUGCAUAUGUUGAGCCGGAUGGUGCUGGAGGGCAUACAAGAAAACAAGAAUCAAAAGAUGGCUUAGACCAAAGGGCACUUGCAAACUUUCUAGAGAACUGGGAUUUCUCAGAUUCUAUAUUUGUGGUUGGCAGCGAAAGAAAGGUUGUCCCAGCUCACAAAGUUGUCUUGGGUUCUUGUGGUGAUUUCCCUUUUAACCUGAUGAUGAGUCGACCAGCUAUUGAGCUUCCAUCUGUCUCCUACCCAGUUCUGCACUCCCUUCUUGAGUACAUCUACACAGGUUCUACGCAGAUUUCGGAAUGGCAACUGGUUUCACUGCUGGAGUUGAGUUCACAAUUUAAAGUUAAACCAUUGGUAAUGUAUUGUGAAGAAAUUAUUGGCUGUUUGAAGAUGAGUGAUGCAGUUUCUGAGUCUAGCAAAAAAAUACAGUUAUCAAGUGGUGGUUCUCAAGCUCAUCAAUUUUAUUAUUUCCCUUUCAAAGCUCCAUUAAAUACACAGAAAAUUGAACAGUUCCUUGUAAAUGGUGAGCACAGUGAUGUAAAUAUCUAUGUAAAUGGACAUGGUCUUGUUACUCAUGCUCACAAACUCAUCCUUAGCUUGUGGAGCAUGACAUUUGACAAGAUGUUCACAAAUGGAAUGAAAGAAAGCAGUGCUUCAAAUGUAUUUUUCGAAGAUGUUCCCGUCGAAGCAUUCUUUCUCCUCAUCCAAUUUAUGUACAGUGGGGAACUUAAGGUGGAUAUCGAGGAAAUCACACCAGUGUUGGUUGAGCUGCUCCUAUUGUCAGACCAGUUUGGGAUCACGGCUCUUCAGUUUGAAUGCUGUAAAAGAAUUAUGGAAUUCCUCUCAAAGGACACAGUAUGUUCAGUUCUACGAGCAGUUUCGUCAAUUCCAUCUUGUAAACUGCUUGAAGAAAUGUGCAAGAGGAAUUUUGCAGAACACUUUGAUUAUUGCACAACUGCUUGCACAGACUUUGUGUUGUUGGAUGAGGCAACAUUUAAGGAUAUUCUUCAGCAUGGGCAUAUGACUGUAACAUCAGAAGAGAGGGUUCUGGAUGCCAUAUUAACAUGGUGCAUGGAGGCUUGUGACUGUUUUAACUGGACCUCUGUGCACGAGCUCUUAAGCACUUCAAGACCAGAGAAACUCUUUGGAGGGAGGCUCACUGCCAUCAAUACUUUGCUACCAUUUGUGCGGUUCCCUUUAGUGCAACCAUCUGUCCUUCACCUGAUGGAGAAAAGUAAUCUAGCAAAAAACAUAGAAGCGUUCAGACAGUUGGUUGCAGAAGCCAUUGAGUUCUCUAAUGCGGGACUACGGAUGGCAACAAAUACAUGUGAGAGAUUUCAUCAUAGACGCUCCAGCUAUAAAGAGCUUCAGUAUAUUUCGGAUGGUGAUAACAAUGGUGUUAUCUACUAUGCCGGUACAUCAUUUGGUAAACACCAAUGGAUCAACCCUGUUUUAGCCAAGAAUAUUACAGUGACAGCGAGCAGCCCAAAUUCCAGGUACACGGAUCCAAAGGCUUUGGUUUCAAAAAAUUACCAGGCGACUUGUUUUGCUGGGCCUCGUCUUGAAGAUGGCAAGAUGUGUUCUUGGUGGAUGGUAGACAUUGGACCGGAUCACCAGCUUAUGUGCAACUACUACACGGUGAGGCAGGAUGGCUCCGCGACCUUCAUGAGGUCGUGGGUUCUUCAGGGAUCAAUGGACGGCCGUAGCUGGACUAGCCUGCAUGUCCACGAAGACGACCAGACCAUCUGCCAGCCUGGCCAGUUCGCGUCGUGGCCGAUCACCGGCCAGACGGCGUUGCUGCCGUUUCGGUUCUUCCGGGUCAUGCUGACGGCCCCGGCGACCGGCGUCUCCAACACCUGGAAUCUCUGCAUCUGCUUCCUCGAGCUCUAUGGCUACUUCCGGUGAUUGGGACAGCUUUGCUGCACACCCCUGAGAAGAGAUCGGCAGUGAGCAAUGAUCUAGCUAGGUGGCUCUGUAAUCCGGUGUGUUCAUAUCUGCACUAGUAAAGAACUUUUCGUUUUAGUUUGCUUUGGUCACUUUGGUUUUUUUUUUCUUUGCGGUAUAAUUACCAUAGAAAAAGUGAAUAAUGCUUAUACGUCCUUGUAAUACACAUGUGUCAUCUGUAAGUUGGUACAAAACCGUGAUUACACGAGGAAUGCUUGGACGAA